AAAAUAUACAUAAAAUACAAUUCUAUUUAAAAAAAAAAAAUGUUUGAGAAUUCGCUGCUCAUUAUUAAGCCAGAUUAUAUGCACAAGCGUCGUCCGGUGCUUCUGAAACUAUUGGCCGAAGGAUUCCUUAUACAGGGAAGUCGCAAACUAAACUUUUCCCCAGAAUCGGCCGCCGAGUUCUAUUCCGAUUUUGAAGAUGAGAAAGGUUUUAUGCUAGAGGUCAUAUUGCUCUCCAAAGGAGUCUCUGAAGCAUUUAUAUUGACAAAAGAGAAUGGAGUCCAGGAUCUACUUAAUACUAUGAUUUGUUAUUUUGGCUCUGCCUCGGAGCUGGAGCGGAAUAUACAUGUAACCAAACAUGGCAGGAGUGUGGCUCGUGAAAUUAAUUUCAUUUAUCCCAAUUAUAUCCAUGAGCCGACGACAUUCUUUGAUCGCAAUGAAUUCUGUAAUCGUCCAAUGCUUAAACCGCUAAUUGCUGAAAUUUAUGAUAUCCUGCAGAAUGCCGAUUGCAGUCAGGAGAAUUGGAAAUCCCGUGUAGCGGAAUAUUUGGCCCGCAGUAAUCCAACAUUGCCCCAGAUAAGCAAUCAGUGUCAAGUGCGUCCCGACGCCAUGAUACAGGAUAAGGCUCAGCAAACUAAAAUGACAUAUGCCUCCACUGCGGCAGGGGCCAAGCCGAAGGAACACAAAACUGAUAGCAGUUCAGUUAUGUCCACCACAUCGCCACACUCCUCCAUGUUGCUGACCACGUCCUCGUGUGUGACCUGCGGCGGUUUCGAUCACACCGAACCCUGCAUCUCUGAGUUGGAUCUAAAUAAACGCUUGGAGCCGCAGACUGUUGAGAAAAUAUGCACUGAAGAGGAAAUCAUAUGGAAAGAGAUUGUGGUCUAUGAGGAAGCUCUGCCUGAGGAGGAAGAGCCCGAGCCACGUGACUUUUUAGCCGUAAUCGAUGAAGAUGAGGGUGAAGGAGAAGCUGACAAAGAUUCUGGCCAGCCGUCGGAUACAGAAUCAGUUCACAGUAUUGGUGGUUCACCUAUGCGACAUUCUGAACCGGAAGCAGAGCCUGAAGCUGAGCCUGAACAGGAGACAAAGUUAGAAAUUGAACCUCAACCAGAAGCUGUAGUGGAAAUAGUUCCAGAACCUAAGCCAGAGCCUGAGGCAGUACCUGAGCCAGAACCUGUGCCCGCAGCUGAGCCAGAACCUGAGGCCGAACCUGUGCCAGAACCUGAGCCAGAACCCGCUCCAGAAGAACCCGAGCCAACUCCCAUAGAAGUAGAAGCAGAACCAGCAGCUCCAAUGGAGGAAGAGGCUGCUGUUGCCGGUGAGGAUGAGGUUGUUGGGGAAUCCCCUCUCGAAGAGGCUGAUUAACACCUGUUGAAUUUACGUUUAUGUUUUGGCCCAAAUCUUGCCUGGCAAAAAAAUUUAUGUAUAGAAAAAAUGGCAACUGCUAAAAAACAA
Messenger RNA from Drosophila willistoni, 1452 nucleotides. Its product is annotated as proteoglycan 4. The transcript has 3 exons. The coding region runs from base 40 to 1362 and encodes 440 amino acids. The record is from RefSeq and is a predicted model, not a curated record. Lineage: Eukaryota; Metazoa; Arthropoda; Insecta; Diptera; Drosophilidae. Gene Ontology annotation, biological process: negative regulation of oxidative stress-induced intrinsic apoptotic signaling pathway.